CUUGAAUCCGUUUACCUGACUUUCAUUUUUUCAAUUGUGUGUCUGUGUUAUUUGCAUACCAGCGGGUACGUAGAAAAUUCUGUGUUUCUAGGAUAUAUAAAAACGAAAAUACGUAUCUCCUCGGUCCACCCGGAAGUUACGUUUCAUAUUCUAUAAGAUUACGUGACCAAGGAUAUGUUAUGAAAACACUGACAAAGCUGAUACACGUCUUUGUCAGCCAUGGAGUUUCUCCCAGUUCUUGACCCUCUUGAUAAACCCAAAGAAGGAAUAUGGUAUUCCUUGAUACCCAGAGGAAGUGCUCCAGGUGUUAGUGUUGGCCACACAUGCACAUUCUGUCCAUCAGAAGACAGAGGAAAAGGCAGAAUCCUCAUUGUUGGAGGAGCUAACCCCAGUGGCACUUUCUCACAUUCCCACAUUAUAAAUUUAGAUAAUCAUGAGUGGGACAUCCCAGAGUGGGAGGGCUUGGAUUCACGAUAUGAACACUGCAGCUUUAUGCCAGAAAGCUGUCCACAGAGUCUGUGGUUGUUUGGUGGGGCUGAGCAGAGUGGUAAUCGCAACUGUAUCCAGAAUGUACAACUAAGAGAUGGUAUUCCCCGCUGGAAGAAGGUGUCCGUCAAUGGUAAACCACCAAGUGCAAGAACAUACCACAAUAACUCAGCCUGUCUUGGGGACAGACUGUUCGUCUUUUCUGGAGGGGAGGCAGGAGCUGAACCAGUCUCAGACCCAAAACUUCAUGUUUUUGACACAGUGUCCUCCACCUGGUCCCAACCAGAAACACAAGGCAAACACCCACCCCCUAGGCAUGGCCACAUAGUUGUAGCGGUGGGUUCAAGGAUUUAUAUUCAUGGUGGAAUGGCUGGAGACAAAUUCCACAAUGAUAUGUACUCUCUAGACACAAGAAUCAUGAAGUGGGAAAAAGUGCAGGCCAAAGGAGACAUUCCUCCAGGAGUAGCAGCCCAUUCAGCUGUGGCACUGGACAAGAACAUCUACAUCUUUGGUGGGAUGACUUCAGAUGGCGCUAGCAACUCUAUGUACAGAUUCAACAUAGACAAAAAAAGAUGGAUCCUAAUGAAAUUUGAAGGAGAUUUGCCACCCAACCGCCUUGACCACUCCAUGUGUUUAUUACCUUGGAAACUGUGUUGUGAAGACACUGAAGAUGUGGAAGAAGCUAACAGCCCAGCUGCCUCACAAACAGUGCAUCUGGCCUUUGUUUUUGGAGGAAUGGACACUCAGGGUGUUAUUCAUAAUGACUGUGUUGUGACUGUGGUGACAUGAUGUUCUUACAGGUCUCAAUACAUUUUAGAUUUUUACUGAGGUUGUGGACAUUCAUCAUUAAAAAAUAGUCAUUCAUACAUACAUUCCGAUAAAGUACUUUUGUCAAUCAGUAAAGACUUGAUUUAGAAAGUUUGGAUGCAAAAGGUCAGAACCAUAUGAUGAGCCACUCAGAAUGUGCUUGAACAGAUGAAUGAGUACUUUAUACCAUAUUUCACAGGUACGAACAUGUCAUUGUCCCUGCCAAAGUGUCCUAAAAUCUAAACCACUGCACAGAGACAACCAAGUAAUAUUUUUUAUUGAACAUUUAUUUCAGUGUCCCUUGCAGAAGUACAAUGUCCAGAUUCAAUAAAUAAAUUUUAGCA
Molecule: messenger RNA, 1637 nt
Organism: Sphaeramia orbicularis (orbiculate cardinalfish)
Lineage: Eukaryota; Metazoa; Chordata; Actinopteri; Kurtiformes; Apogonidae
Gene: rabepk
Product: Rab9 effector protein with kelch motifs
Exons: 8
Coding region: 220-1275 (351 amino acids)
Molecular function (GO): protein binding
Source: RefSeq, a predicted model, not a curated record